This is a messenger RNA of Penicillium chermesinum, 1398 nucleotides long. RefSeq lists its product as uncharacterized. Gene Ontology annotation, cellular component: oxoglutarate dehydrogenase complex. NCBI's taxonomy places the organism in Eukaryota, Fungi, Ascomycota, Eurotiomycetes, Eurotiales, Aspergillaceae. The record is from RefSeq and is a predicted model, not a curated record. The coding region runs from base 1 to 1398 and encodes 465 amino acids. Gene Ontology annotation, molecular function: dihydrolipoyllysine-residue succinyltransferase activity. Gene Ontology annotation, biological process: tricarboxylic acid cycle. The transcript is spliced from 11 exons.
AUGCCUGCUCGACUUCCUCUUGCGCGCCUCUCGGGGCAGCGCUUGACGCCUCUGGCCCGAUCCACCCGUGGUCUCAGCCAGCUUCGUACCGCUCAAAGCCUUUCCACGCUCAGCAGGUCAAAGACCCCCUCAAAAGCUUCAGGCUUGCUCCACGCCGCAUCAGGGAUCAAUGUUGCGCGCAGCCUUGCUCCCUUUGUGGGCUCCCAGAUCCGCACCUACGCCGACAAGAUGGUCCAGGUUCCUCAGAUGGCUGAGUCAAUCACAGAGGGUACUCUGAAGCAAUUCUCAAAGCAGGUCGGUGAUUUCGUCGAACGUGAUGAAGAAAUUGCUACUAUCGAGACCGAUAAGAUUGACGUCUCGGUCAACGCGCCGGAGUCAGGCACCAUCAAAGAGUUGCUCGUAAACGAGGAAGACACCGUCACUGUUGGUCAGGAUCUUGUCAAGAUUGAGCUGGGUGAUGCUCCUGCGGGUGGUAAAGAGGAAGCUGCUUCCGAGCAGCCCAAGGAGGCUUCUGCCGAGAAGCCAAAGGAGACACCUGCCGAGAAGCCAAAGGACAGUGCUCCUGGGCCAGAGAAGCCUCAGCCUACCCAGGCUUCGAAAGAUGCUGCCCCAGAGAAGCCUAAGGAGGCCCCCAAGGCCAAGUCUCCCAAGUCCCAGGGUGCUGCAGACACAAAGCCCACCCUGGGUAACCGCGAUGAGCGCCGGGUCAAGAUGAACCGUAUGCGUCUCCGCAUUGCCGAGCGUCUAAAGCAGUCCCAGAACACCGCCGCUUCCCUCACUACUUUCAACGAGGUUGACAUGUCGUCUCUGAUGGAAUUCCGCAAGCUCUACAAGGAUGAUAUUCUCAAGAAGACCGGUGUUAAGCUUGGAUUUAUGAGUGCUUUCUCGCGCGCCUGUGUGCUGGCCAUGAAAGAAGUGCCCGCUGUCAACGCCUCUAUUGAAGGCCCCAAUGGUGGCGAUACCAUCGUCUACCGCGACUAUGUUGAUAUCAGUGUUGCUGUGGCUACCGAGAAAGGCCUUGUUACGCCUGUCGUUCGCAACACCGAGACUAUGGAUCUUGUUGGCAUCGAGCAGUCCAUUGCUGACCUUGGAAAGAAGGCCCGCGACAACAAGCUCACCAUCGAGGAUAUGGCCGGCGGUACAUUCACCAUCAGCAACGGUGGUGUCUUCGGCUCUCUCAUGGGUACUCCGAUCAUCAAUUUGCCACAGACUGCCGUCCUGGGUCUCCACGCUAUCAAGGACAAGCCUGUGGCUAUCAAUGGCAAGGUUGAGAUUCGUCCGAUGAUGUUUCUUGCCCUCACCUACGACCACCGUCUUUUGGAUGGCCGUGAGGCAGUUACUUUCCUUGUCAAGGUCAAGGAGUACAUCGAGGACCCCCAGCGCAUGCUGCUUGGCUAA